AUGGCCUCGAGUCAAAACAAGGACGUCGCGAGCUCUCUACAGGCCACUUACCAUAGAUUGAAGGAGAUCGCGCGGACAUUGUGGCGGAGCCAGCAUGAUCCUCAGCUGAGGGGCUUCUACGCUGAGCUUCACGCGUACUUCACCAUCAUUUAUCAUCACCUAAAACGCAUCAGCAACAGCCAUGUCACAUUCGAUAAGAACGUCUUGGAUCAGCUGCUAGACUGCAUAGAGUCGAUACUCACACGAAACCUCCUUCGACUGUCAUCUGAUGCCAGAUUGCAACGCUUGGAUGACCUACGAGACGACUUGGUAGACAAUGGAGCCAAGGUGGAGGCCCUUCAGCCCUACUUGGACUUUGGAGCUACGCAAAUUGAACGGGACGACUUUUUGGAGUCACUGAGCGCUCUCGAAAAGGAGCUCGAAACCCGAUACCCAGAGGACAUGUCACAGUGGGCCCCAGAGGACUUUGGCCCUUUAAUCAAGAUCAACGAGCCAUCAUAUGCAGUCUGGACCGCUGCUCAGUCCAUGUUCAAAGCCCUGGUAGCCUGCAAGGAGUGCGUCUGCACGCCCACCCACGACUUCGGCGCCCGUCUCUGUCUAGGUACUCACCGGAAGCCUGAUUGUGAGGCUGAUGACCAAGUCGACUUUGACAUGUUUCUCUCCCUGAAGGAGGACUGGCAUGAAGCACAUGUUCAUACAGCAAAGGAACGAGCAGUUAGGAUUGCUGUGGAACAAUCGAGACAGAGAAGGGCCCCGAGGAGCAUGGCAGUGAAGCAGCUCUGCGAGCCGAUUGUGAGAGUCAGCACCAUGGCAGGAUACCGGCUUCAACUCAAAGUCACGAGAGAUCAGCUAUUCAAGCUGCAGUCGGAGAGGAGUGCGUCCCUUGUGGACAAGACAAAGCAUCCAGUCUCUUUGGACCAGUUUCUGAGAGACAGACCACGCAACUUCACCGAGAGGACGAAACGAAUCUUGGCCGUCAUCCUAAGCUCGACUGUGUUCCACUUGCACAAUACCCCGUGGUUAGACCCGAGUUGGAAUUCGUCCAAUGUGCUAUUUUUCCAGACCUCCUCAUCAGCUGUCACCUUGCGGCCAUUCAUUCAGACGAAACUUUCACCUUUGGAUUUCUCCCCACCGCAUGAUGGCCGCGAACACAGCCCGGAUGCAAGCGAGUCCGAAGAUUUGGACCCUGACGACCCGGAUCCUGACGACUUUGACCCCGAUGGCAUGGACCCGGAUGACUGGCUCAUGCACCGAUGUCCGGUUCUUGUGACGCUGGCAAUGAUGCUGUUGGAGAUUUACUUUGCCACACCCUUCGAUGCUCUAGCAAGACGAUACAAUGUUAACCUAGGCGAGUCGCAGAGCAGCACAAAGCAUCUCGACGUCAGCGUAGUCUUCCAGGCAUGCAGAACAGAGAUCCCUGAGAAUUCACAGUUCUAUGUCGCCGUUGGGAGCUGUCUAGACGCACAGAUAUGGGAGACUGAGAAUGGAGGUAGCCUCAACAGCGACGAGUUGAGAUCCAGAAUCUACGAAAAGGUGGUCCUGCCGCUGGAGACUGAGUUGAGUCAGGCUUACAGUUCAAUUUCGAUCAAUGACUUGGACAAGUUUGCCGAAACGUUGGACUUUGCGAGCUGGGAUCAGACGAUACAGACUUUUAAUCAACAAACGAAUGUUGAGGCUUCUCGGCAGAACGAACUCACCCUGGGGUUGCAGAGAAGUUGCAGCCUGUCCCCUAGCUUUACAGCACCCUACCACCCACCAGGUUCUGCGCAGCAUCCAGGGUCCUCAAACAGAAGGCUAUCGGAUUUGGAUCCCAGAGCCACAACUUCAGCAUCAAGCACGCCAAACCUACUCCGUUUUCCUUCUGGGCCCGAUGCUGAAGCUUUAUGCGACUCAACAGCAUCUCUGAGCUUGGAGUCGUACCCUCAAUGGAGGUAUACGGUCGGAAUCCUCUGCGCCCUCCCAAAGGAGCUUCUCGCCGUGCGCGCCCUAUUCGACACAAAGCACAACAAGCCCAAGAACCUACGCGGAGACGUCAAUAACUACGCACUAGGCACUAUCAGCGGCCACAUGGUCGUCGCCGCCUGCCUUCCAGCAGGAGAAUACGGCACCAACGCCGCAGCGGAUUCGGCGUCUAAUAUGAGGAGGAGCUUUCCGAGCAUAACAUUCUGUCUCCUCGUGGGGAUCGGCGGCGGUGCUCCUACACGGCAAAAUGAUAUCCGGCUCGGUGACGUGGUCGUGAGUCUCCCCACUGCUAGGUUCCCUGGCGUCAUACAAUAUGAUCGGGGGAAGGAAAUCGAAAACAGUACUUUUGAACUUACUGGGACUCUUCAACCGCCUCCGAGACAGUUGAUGACUGCCAUCAGCUCUUUACGAUCAAACCCUGAUCUUCCUUCCGAUCCAUUACAACCGUUCCUGAAUGACGUUGUAAAUCGGGUGCCAGACUCAUGGAAGCCAAAGUACAUGCAUCCAGGACAGGAACAUGACCACCUGUUCUCACUAGCAUGCUCUGCCUGCCAGGCUGGACGCUGCACAGACAUGAACAAUCACAUCCAAAAGCGCCCACUUCGACUGACCGACCACCCCGAGAUACACUACGGCCUCAUCGCCUCAGCAAAUCGUGUCCUCAAAGACGCAGCAGUGCGAGACCGCUGGGCACAAGAACACGGUAUUUUGUGCUUUGAGAUGGAGGCAGCAGGUGUCAUGAAUACGUUCCCGUGCCUUGUUAUCCGCGGCAUCUGCGAUUAUGCGGACUCAUACAAGAACAAGGAGUGGCAGGAGUAUGCGGCUGCGACGGCGGCGGCGUAUGCAAAGUUGUUACUA
Messenger RNA from Fusarium vanettenii 77-13-4, 2820 nucleotides. RefSeq lists its product as uncharacterized. The annotation marks the transcript as partial. Gene Ontology annotation, biological process: nucleoside metabolic process. The transcript has a single exon. The record is from RefSeq and is a predicted model, not a curated record. Gene Ontology annotation, molecular function: catalytic activity. Lineage: Eukaryota; Fungi; Ascomycota; Sordariomycetes; Hypocreales; Nectriaceae.